AUGAUAUCCUCAAUAUGGCACCCCUCCGGAAUCCGAUCACCUAACCGCCGCGCGCUCAUCUACUUCAUCUGCGGCAAUCCAGGUCUCGUCGGAUACUAUGCCGACUUCCUCGGCGCCUUGCACGGCAUGCUCGACGCCGCGGCGGCUGGCCCGCGCACCGCGUACGACAUCUACGGCAGAAACCUCCUUGGCUUCAGCGAUGCCGAGCAUGAGCCGUUUGCCGCGCCCGGGCGGGCCGGGGGUCCGCAGCCGUGGGACCUGAACGGGCAGAUUGACGCCAUGUACAGCGACGUGGCCGCACGGAGCCGUGGCCGGGAUCCCGCCGCCGCCGCCGCCGCCGACUGUCCUCCGCCGCCGGGUCCGGCCGACAACAUGCAACAAGCCCCCCGGAUUCCGUAUGACUUUGUCAUACUAGCGGGGCAUUCCAUCGGCUCGUACAUUGCUCUCGAGGUGUUUCACCGUCACGCGCAGACUCCAUCCGGAGGGUCGUCGCACCUCCGUCUGCGCCACGGCUUCCUGCUCUUCCCGACCAUCGUGUCCAUCGGAGCCUCCCCGAGCGGGCGGCGGGUGCAGGCAUUGCGCGAUGUCCCCGGCCUCGCUGCCGUCGCGCCACACAUUGCCCGCCUCGCACUCGCGCCCUGGACGGAAGGGGCGCUGCGGUGGCUCAUCGAGCGCUUCAUGGGCUUCUCGGCGCAUGCGGCCGCCGUCACGGCCGAGUGGCUCAAAAGCCGCGACGGGAUCCGUCAGGCGCUGCAUCUCGGCCUGUCGGAGCUGGACGGCGUGCGCGAGGAGACGUGGGGAGAGGAGCUGUGGGAGGUAUCCAAGGAGGAUGACGCCAAGGGCCGCGACGGGGCGGCGACAUCUGAGACGACGCCCAAGUUCUUUCUCUUUUACGGCAAGAGGGACCACUGGGUUGCCGACCACGCGCGGGACGAGUUCAUCGAGCGGAGGAGGCAGCAUGGCAAAAGGGGUGGGGCGACGAGCAUCGCGGUGGACGAGGGCGGCGGUCUCCCGCAUGCAUUCUGCACGACAGAGCAUAACAGCUGGAUCGUGGCGAAGAGGGUAUGCGGCUGGGUGGACGAGAUUGAGCGAGGCAUGAAGGUGUAG
Molecule: messenger RNA, 1107 nt
Organism: Purpureocillium takamizusanense
Lineage: Eukaryota; Fungi; Ascomycota; Sordariomycetes; Hypocreales; Ophiocordycipitaceae
Exons: 2
Coding region: 1-1107 (368 amino acids)
Biological process (GO): lipid storage
Cellular component (GO): lipid droplet
Molecular function (GO): lipase activity
Source: RefSeq, a predicted model, not a curated record